This is a messenger RNA of Exophiala dermatitidis NIH/UT8656, 963 nucleotides long. RefSeq names its product aldehyde reductase (GliO). Gene Ontology annotation, molecular function: oxidoreductase activity. The transcript has a single exon. Bases 1 to 963 code for a protein of 320 amino acids. Lineage: Eukaryota; Fungi; Ascomycota; Eurotiomycetes; Chaetothyriales; Herpotrichiellaceae. The record is from RefSeq and is a predicted model, not a curated record.
AUGUCGUCGCAACAACCUAUUCAGGUUAUCUUCGGCGCGGUCUCGGUAGGAAACUUCGAGCCGUGGGUCGGCGAGGACUAUUUGAACAAGGCCUUCUCUAUCCUUGAAGCUCACGGUGUGAAGAGCAUCGAUACGGCGCAGUUAUACGGCAACUCCGAGAAACGACUGGGCGAGGUCAAGGUUGGCGAGCGCUUCGUUAUCGACACGAAAUGGGUGGGCGGCUUGACGGGCCCUGGAUGGGCAACCAAGGAGAAGAUCAUUGAGACAGCCAAGGAGAGUAUCCGGAAGCUAGGAGUGAAACAGGUGGACAUCUUCUACCUGCAUGGGCCGGAUGGAGGAGUACCGCUGGAGGAGACGCUAGAGGGUGUGAACGAGGUGUACAACACGGGCUUGUUCAAGCGGUUCGGCAUUUCGAACUUUUCGCCUGACGACGUACAGAGGAUACACGAUAUCGCAAAGGCCAAGGGUUGGGUUCUGCCCUCCGUAUACCAAGGCAACUACAACCCAGCCGCACGCAAGGCGGAAACGGUGCUGUUCCCGACGCUGCGCAAACUUGGUAUCGCCUUCUACGCCUACAGCCCGCUGGCGGGUGGCUUUCUAACUAAGACUGCCCAGCAGGUUCGUGACGGCGCAGGCCGGUUCAACGAGCAAGCCCUAGGCGGUAUCUACCGUCAAAUGUAUGCGCGGCCGGCCCUCCUCGACUCCCUGGACAAGUGGGCCAAGAUUGCCGAGGACGAGGGUGUCUCUCGUGCCGAGCUAGGCUAUCGCUGGGUGACGUACAAUUCGCCUCUCAAGCCCGAGUACGGCGACGCCAUUGUCGUCGGUGCCAGUUCUGUCGAACAGCUUGAGCAGACCCUUACCGGUAUCGAGAAGGGGCCGCUUAGUGCUAACGCCGCCAGGGGUGUCGACGAAUUCUGGGAUCAGAUCAAGCAUGAGGCACCCCUGGAUACCGUGACCAAGUAA